Parascedosporium putredinis is the source of this 852-nucleotide messenger RNA. NCBI's taxonomy places the organism in Eukaryota, Fungi, Ascomycota, Sordariomycetes, Microascales, Microascaceae. The record is from the annotation of a GenBank genome assembly.
AUGUUUAGCCAGCCAGAUGUAGAAAGUCCCCCGAGCUAUAUCGGUAACACGAUACCGUACGAACGUUUUCCGCCAAAGGCGACCCCACACAGAAGAGCUACGGUGAAAUAUUGGAACGGCCCCAACUCCCCUCAAACGCGGGUGACCCCGACUCUUCGACGUCCGGGGACCGUCUACCGCAUCGCCACACUCCGCCCCCGCUCGGAAGAUAUUCGUCGCGCGGCGGCAACACGAACCCGCUCACUAAACCAAAAUCAUGGAAGAAACGAAUCCACCCAGCUCCAUCACAUCCCCACGGUCCCCACAGACCAACCUGCUGUCUCUCCCGCACGAGCUCCUUCUCCAAAUCUUCGACCCCGGCCGCAUCUCCUCCUACAGCCACCCUCACAGGUGUGGGACCAGCGGGCGACCAGGGAGCGAUACAUUCGGAACCGCCAAAUCUUUUACGCCUGCUCCCUCGUCUCGAGGGACCUGUCGGCCUUUGCCAGGCCGCCUCUCUACGCCGCCGUCGUCGCUCAGGAUUGCCGGGAGCUCCUCCUCCUCCUGCGCACGCUCUGGUCCUCACCCGCGCCGGGGACGCCCGCGCCGGGGUUUCUCAUCCAAGAGUUCGGCUGGUUCGGCAAGAAAAGGGAGAGCGACCGGGGCGAUAUCCCGCCCAAGGUGUUUGAAAAUUUCGGCGACUUGUGGAGGGAAGUCUUUGGCGUGGUGUCUUCGACGAGGUCCGCGGACGACGUGGUCAUUCGAAAUGUGCUGAAAAUUGAGGAGGAUCUAAAUAGCUUUGGAGCCCCUGCCAUCCUCGGCUGCAUCCUGUUUCGGCUCACACAUGCCCCGGCGCCUCUUCCUAUCUUUUAA